Molecule: messenger RNA, 1981 nt
Organism: Spea bombifrons (plains spadefoot toad)
Lineage: Eukaryota; Metazoa; Chordata; Amphibia; Anura; Pelobatidae
Gene: SLC25A1
Product: solute carrier family 25 member 1
Exons: 9
Coding region: 179-1189 (336 amino acids)
Biological process (GO): mitochondrial citrate transmembrane transport
Source: RefSeq, a predicted model, not a curated record
GGGGCGCGGCUGUGGGAGGGAGACUGCCAGGCCCGAUACCGCCCCCCCCCUCCCCGGAUCCCGGACACGGCGGCUGCUGGUACCAGAGGAGCCCCGGCACCGAAGUCCCUUCCCUCUACGUACACGCACUAUUUCGGCAGCCCCGUGUCCGACUCCCUCUGCUCCUCUCCGCGCAGCCAUGUGCUCCAAACCGGGCGCCCCCUGCCCUCCACCCGCACCCCAUCUUCUACGGUCACCCUUUCCUGCCGUGAUGGGCUCCCCUCUGCCAACCGGGCUCCGCUGCCUGUCUGCCGCUGCCCCUGCCGGGGGUGCCAAGCUCACCCACCCGGGGAAAGCCAUCCUAGCAGGUGGCAUUGCCGGAGGGAUCGAGAUCUGCAUCACGUUUCCCACUGAAUACGUCAAGACGCAGCUUCAGCUAGAUGAGAAAGCCAAUCCACCGAGAUACCGAGGCAUUGCUGACUGUGUGAGGCAAACAGUGCAAGGUCAUGGUGUGAAGGGGCUGUAUCGGGGGCUCAGUUCUCUGCUGUAUGGAUCCAUUCCCAAGGCAGCCGUAAGGUUUGGGAUGUUUGAGUUUCUCAGUAAUCAUAUGCGGGAUGCUGAUGGGAAGCUGGACAGUAAGCGCAGUUUGCUGUGUGGUCUUGGUGCUGGUGUGGCCGAGGCCGUUGUUGUGGUCUGUCCCAUGGAGACGGUGAAGGUGAAGUUUAUACACGAUCAGUGCUCACCUAACCCGAAAUACCGUGGAUUCUUCCAUGGGGUGCGUGAGAUUAUUAGAGUCCAAGGGAUAAAGGGGACUUAUCAAGGUCUCACAGCUACAGUCCUCAAGCAAGGGUCAAACCAAGCCAUUCGCUUCUUUGUUAUGACUUCCCUGAGAAACUGGUACAGAGGUGACGACCCCAACAAACCAAUGAACCCGCUAGUGACUGGUUUAUUUGGAGCCAUUGCCGGUGCUGCCAGUGUGUUUGGCAACACCCCUCUCGAUGUAGUAAAGACUAGAAUGCAGGGUCUGGAGGCACAUAAGUACAAAAGCACAUGGGACUGUGCUUACAAGAUACUCAAAUACGAAGGACCUAGAGCGUUCUACAAGGGGACGGUACCUCGGCUUGGACGCGUGUGUCUGGAUGUGGCCAUCGUCUUCAUUAUCUAUGAUGAAGUGGUGAAGAUGCUGAAUAAAGUGUGGAAGACAGAUUGAGAGCCUACUGUGGAGGAGAGCGAAUCCAGGGACCUUUUCAGGAUCUCACGAUUGCCAAAGGCUUUUUUUUGCCAAGCUUUACUGACCCCCUGGUAGCCAUAGACCCUAGUUCCCUCCAUCACCGGGGGACUGUCUCUCCGCUUCCCUUUCGAUAUACAGCCCCUCUCUCUGCCUCAAACAUGGUUUAACAGUAGCCAAAGGAUUUGGUAAAUCUUAGUGUGAUGAUAUUUUAAUUUGAUUUAUUAUGAAGAUUUGACCCACAAUUUUUAACAUUUCAACUCUUUCCCCUAAAGAAAGUUUGUUUUAACAGCUCCCCAGUUGCUCUUUGCCAAAUACCGGUAUUUUAUUUUAAAUGACAAACAUAUGUGGGGUGGGUAGCCUUCUGCAAAUGUUAUUUUUAUGAUACUUAAACAAUCUAACAAUGAAUUUGUGUGUGUUUAUAACUUAUAUGUUACAAACACACGUGUAUAAGCUCACUCCUAGAUGGUUUUAGUUGAAAUUCCCUCUGAAUCGGCUUUCCUCCCAUUAGUGUAAGGUCUAAAAUAAUGUUUCUGUUUAUAGAUGUUUUAUUUUUUUUUAAAAAACAUGCUGUGGGGUUAGUUUUAUUGAUCACGGGGGAAAAAACUCUUGUCCUGGCGCACGAUUACCCAUUACAUUUGGGGUUCAGAUCUGAGCAUCAUGCCACCCCUGUCCCUGCCAACAGAAAAGUUAGGGUACUGACAUCUCCGCAUAGCAGUUUUUCAUACAAGUGCCCUGCGAUUAAUUGAAAAUAAAUCAAAAUGUUUUGAUUAA